This is a messenger RNA of Centrocercus urophasianus (Greater sage-grouse), 1603 nucleotides long. It is a transcript of the gene RNF24, whose product is annotated as ring finger protein 24. Gene Ontology annotation, cellular component: endomembrane system. The transcript has 6 exons. Gene Ontology annotation, molecular function: zinc ion binding; ubiquitin protein ligase activity. The coding region runs from base 298 to 843 and encodes 181 amino acids. Lineage: Eukaryota; Metazoa; Chordata; Aves; Galliformes; Phasianidae. The record is from RefSeq and is a predicted model, not a curated record.
CCAUUCUGAGAUUCUAUGGCAGAAAGCAGCAGCACUGGUGUACGGUUGUUGCCUGUUUUACCUGACAGCCAUGCUAAAAAUUCAUUUUUUAACCUGAAAAGUGGGAGCGUGCUAAGCGUCUUCUCCGCAUCCAGGGAUGUGUGGUACCCAGGUGCUCAGUGGGACUGGAGUCGCAUUGUUCUGGUGCUCGGAGCUGCUUUUUCCUCUCCAUCACACCUGCAAGUAACUCAGAUUUGCGUGUCCUUAAGCCCUCAUUAGUUCACUGAUAAUCUGCAAGUGGUUGAACCUGAGUGCUUCAUGAGGAUGGAUCAACACAGGGUUGUGCUACCGGUGCACGUACCCACACCUCACUGUGGUCCAAACCUGGAUGCACACCCGGGCAGCGAGAGCCUACCCAUGAGCUCGGAUUUCCAGCAUUACAGUUUCAGGAUGCCGAACAUCGGGUUCCAGAACCUGCCUCUCAACAUAUAUAUCGUGGUUUUUGGCACGGCCAUCUUCGUCUUCAUCCUCAGUUUACUGUUCUGUUGCUACUUGAUCAGGCUCAGACAUCAAGCACACAAAGAGCUUUACGCCUACAAACAGGUAAUACUGAAGGAGAAGGUGAAGGAGUUGAACCUACACGAGAUCUGUGCCGUUUGCUUGGAGGAAUUCAAGCCCAAGGACGAGCUGGGGAUCUGCCCGUGCAAACAUGCCUUCCACAGAAAGUGCCUCAUCAAAUGGCUGGAGGUGCGCAAGGUCUGCCCGCUCUGCAACAUGCCGGUGCUGCAGCUGGCACAGCUGCACAGCAAGCAGGACCCAGGCCCUCCUCAGGGUCCCCUACCUGGAGCAGAGAACAUCGUAUAGCUGUGCAUCAGCACGGACUGCCCCGGGGUACCUGGAGACGACCAAAGCACUACGGCACCAGCAAAGGAGCCAAGCUGGGGACGGGAGGAUGGAGAGCUGAGAGCACUUUAGGGAAGUAGCAUCCCUGCGCCCCAGAACGGUGCUUGGCCUCGGAAUGGGGUUUUCCUCAGCGGGAACAUGGAGCUCAGUGACUGUCGGGAAGCCUCAGCGUGAUGCCUUGGGAUGGAGCUGUGCCUGAAUGCACUCAUCCCCCUCUGAGCAUCACCCAGGAGAGCUGGUGUCUGCCCCGCGCGGUGCUGUGGGCUCAGUGCCAUCCAAGGGGGGAAUUUUUCACCCCCGAUUGCCAUCCCUACUGAGGAUUGCAGUUUCUCCUCCCAAAGGGCCGCCCAGGGUUUGGGGCCGGGUGCUUUUUGGGGUGGCUUCCCCCCCCCCCCCCCUCCCCUGCUCAGUGCCACGGGCUACCUCAGGGCUCCCUUCAUCCCCGCCAUGGGGCAGAGCAUCUCCCAUUGGUGCAACCACCUGGCAUCACAGCAAGGUGGGGGCAAACCCUGCCCUUUGGGUUCACGUUGAGCCUGGCUCUUUAGGUUUCCAAGCACGGAUGGCUCAGCAUCACCCAAAGUCCCUCCCCAACCCUCCCCGAGUGCCAAAGCUGCUGGGGGCUGCACCACCCCCUCCUCUCCUUUCACCCCAUGGGGCAAAUUCAGCCCUUUUCCAGGCAUCGUUCCCCACCCCCCCUCAACCCUGCAGCUCUUUAUGGGGG